AUGCCCAUGCCGUCCACUCCCGCUCCUCUCGCUCCCUCACCUCCAUCCCAUAGUAAUCCCGGAGCCGUCAGAGAGGUCAGCAACCAGAGGCAGAUAGCAUCAAGGCCUUCGUCCAAGGCUGCUCAGAGACCAGCUGCCGGCCCCUCCGCUGGCACCGCCGGGUCUCUCGCUCCUACAUCCGGUGCGCCUGGCCCGCCCUCUCGAGCACCGCUUCCGACGAAACAGCCCAAGGCCAACACCUCGGCCAAGACAACCGGUGGUUCGGUCCCUCUACCCCGUUUAUCUGCACCGCUCGUCGAUAAAAUGGCCAUGGCGGCCGUCAUCAGCCCUUCUCCCACUGCGGAGGCGCCCAAGAUCUCCAUGACAUCCAAGGAAUGGGUCAUCCCGCCGCGUCCCAAGCCUGGCCGUAAACCAGCGACAGACACUCCUCCAACAAAGCGCAAGGCACAAAACCGUGCUGCUCAGCGCGCUUUCCGUGAACGACGAGCUGCCCGUGUAGGAGAACUGGAAGUGCAGCUGGACGAGCAAAAAGACGCUCAUCAGCAGGAGGAAGCCAAGCUGAAGGAGAAGAUCCGCAAUCUAGAGUUGGAUCUCCAGUCGUUCCGAUCUAGAUGUAUGCUUUUGGAGAAUAUGCUCGAUCGUGAGCGACAGGAACGUAUUCGCGCCGAGACCCAGGCAGAGACGCUCAAAAGAAGGCAUGGUGAUGACUUUUUUCGACCGCAAAGAAUAAGCGGUCCUCGCCACUCGCACAGUCAACCUCACAGUCCUGUACAUCAUCACGCCCGUCACAGCCUAUCCAGCGGACGCAACGAACACCUCUCGCAGGGGAGAAACUUUUCCAUCUCCAACAUCAUCACUCCCCCCGAAAGCUUAGACAUCAGUUCCAACAACCCCGAGGCCGACGCAGCUAUCACUUGCGGCAACUGCUCACCCAAUAGCCGCUGUGCAUGUGCUGAAGAGGUGCUCGCUUCCGCAUCCGCAGGCUGCGGCAAGUGUGGAUUUGGCGCUGCUUGUCAAUGCUUGGAUGACAUGACGAACAAUGUCAACGCAGGGCAGGACAUGAAAAGGCCUCUGUCACCGUCUGCCGGCUCGUCCGACAACAAGCGACACCGUCCGGAUGUGGACACUCACGCCCUUACAGAGACGGACUUCACUGCCAUUUUCUCAAGAAAGCCUGCUGCCGAUGCCACACCCCAAUCACCAUAUGACCAGCCCCCAUCCGUGACCCAGAUGCCCUCCGGAGAGUCCAUGGCAUUCAAGGAGAGCUGCGGAUUCUGCAAAGAAGGCACGUACUGCGUCUGCGCCGAGGAUGCAGCUGGCAUGGCCACCCCGGCCAUGACUCCUACCGAAUCAAUACAGCCUGUUUCCCACCAAACCCAAACCCCUCCUCCUUCGGAGCCCGAUAUCCUGCCGCCCCCUCUAGCCAUGGAAAUGACGGCAGAUGGAGCCGUCAAGCUCCCCCGCAGAAUCCAAGGCAAAAAACCAGUCCACAAAGCAUCGCCCUCGUCCAAGGGCGGCUGUGGCGCCAACGGACCCGGCACAUGCGCUCAAUGCCAGGCAGACCCCAAAUCCGGCCUGUUUUGCCGCCUGAUGAAUGCAAAGUACAGUCGUGAACAAGGCUCCAGCGGCGGUUGCUGUGGCGGGAAAGGUGCCGGCGAGGGAUGCUGCAAGUCCAAGACCCAGCAGGCCCCUGAGAAAAUCACCCUCCCCAGCCUGCCCAGCCUGGGACUUAGCUGCGCCGAAGCCUACCAGACCCUGUCCAGCCACAGGAACUUCUCCAAAGCCGCAGACGACAUUUCUUCGUGGCUGCCAAAGUUGAAGACUACACAGCAUGGGGGCCGGGUCACUCCGGGGAGACAGGCUAUAGAGGUCGAGGCGGCGAGUAUAAUGAGUGUUUUGAAAGAAUUCGACGUACGCUUCGGAAGGGAGUGCUGA
Messenger RNA from Metarhizium acridum CQMa 102, 1935 nucleotides. RefSeq lists its product as uncharacterized. Gene Ontology annotation, molecular function: DNA-binding transcription activator activity, RNA polymerase II-specific; transcription cis-regulatory region binding. Gene Ontology annotation, biological process: regulation of DNA-templated transcription. Gene Ontology annotation, cellular component: nucleus; RNA polymerase II transcription regulator complex. The record is from RefSeq and is a predicted model, not a curated record. NCBI's taxonomy places the organism in Eukaryota, Fungi, Ascomycota, Sordariomycetes, Hypocreales, Clavicipitaceae.